Messenger RNA from Fusarium sp. VM40, 2526 nucleotides. The record is from the annotation of a GenBank genome assembly. Lineage: Eukaryota; Fungi; Ascomycota; Sordariomycetes; Hypocreales; Nectriaceae.
AUGGCACAGGAUAUUGCUGUCCAGGCACACGUUGCUAGCAGCAAUGAGUUGUCUGGUCUGGCUGAGAACCAGCGCUAUCGCAUUCAGCAGUACGAGAAGAUUGUGCGCUUCCAAGUUGCUGUUCUCUCUGGUGGACAUCCCACCAUCAAACUUUCCUCUAACCAGAUUGCAUCCGCACAAUCUCUUGAUCAUCCGAUAGAUAUUUCCACGUCAAAUGGCGUUCCGAACAACCAAGCAGACAGACUGCUGUAUUCUACCGCGAAAGAGCAGAACGCAGACGCGACUACCACUGUUUCUUCUAGCAAUGCAAAGAACAGCAAGCCAUAUGGAACUGGGUCUACUGAGAUCAAUCCCAUAUUCCUAGAAAAGUCUGAUGACUUGGUUAAAGCAGAAUUGCAAUUGCAAAGACAGAGGCUAGAACGUGCUUUACGAGACGAGGUCGAUCAGAGACGGGUUACUUCUAAGAGUGUAGCUCAAGGGGAGCCAGUUCUCGAUUUUGAUCUUAACCAAGUCUUGUCGAAGGCGUUGACUCUUGUCCAGAGCAGUGCAGGGCCUGGCACUACCUCUCCUGCUGCUGAUGCUACUAACCCUGACAAUGCAAGUGAUUCUUUCGACGACAACACUUUCUACUCUUCGCAACACAACACACCGUCCCCCGUUUUGACUUCCCGAGUUCGCAACGAAUCCGAAGACGCGCGAGUGCUCGACACGGAACCACAACCGCCGAUGAACCAUCACAACGUUGCUAUUUCCCGACCUCGUCCGACUGAUCCAGAGCCAAUCCAUCUGGACCCCUAUAAGCCUAACAUACCUAGGCCCCAGCAGGGUUCUUCAAACGGGGCAACCUUCGCUGGUCCCUCAAGCAUCAAUACCAUCUCGAGACAAGGGCAGGUUCCUGGCCUUAGCGCUUACAAUGAAGGCAAAGCUAUAUCGGGACAAGUUGUCGGUGCUGGACAAAAUCCUAUCAAUUUGGAGCUUGAGGGGCGUCAAGGCGAUUAUGGAUCAGCCGCUCGACAGCCACCCCGUGAAAACUAUGUUGACAGUCGCCCCCCUUCUCCUUUGAUACGGGGACGCGACCGAUCGCCUCAAAAUGCUCAAGGCUCGCCACUGAGAAAUGCUAGGCGGCAACCUCUUGCUGCCGAAGCGACUUCAACUUCGUCCACGGGUACUCCUGCCCAAGUUGCCGCUCUCAGAAAUGAGCCAAUUGCCGUGACCAGUCCUGAAAGCUCGCCGCAAGGCGGAAGAGUAUCUGACAAGCGGAAGGCAAAGAAAAAGAAGAGAAAGGCUGACAAGCAAGCGCCAGAGGCUGAAUCAACUCCUUAUAUCAAGGCAGAGCCUCGAUCUCCAUCUCCCAUGAAUGCUCCAUCCUAUAUACGUCCAAAUAAACGUCAAAGGUACACACAGCAACAGCCAGAUGAUCCUGGCUAUGAAGAAGUCCGUUAUGAGCCGCACCUAGGCCAUUAUCCGCCAGAGCCUCUACAACACCGCCAGGAGAGGGAUAACCGAUUGCCAAUAAGUUAUGAAAGAGUAGGCUUUUCUUCCCAGCGUGCGGCAAGCACUACUGUUCCAGGGAGUACUAUCUACAGGAGAGAAUAUGCCGAUGAACCAUAUGCUUCCAACAGGUCUUAUGCCAUUGAACAGUCUCCGCUCAUUCCCGCUCACCCUCAGAGACAGUCGGUUGGAGGAACAGGAGGUUCUCAGGUUCGACCUAACGACGGUUAUCAACGCCCAUCAUGGCCCUACUCGGGAGCUCAUGAAGCAUCGCCUGCCACAUUUAGGUCUGAAGGCGAUGUCUUCAUGACACCCCACAGACCAGCGCCCACUCGAAUCAUUGUAGAUGCUUUUGGACGUGAGUAUAUUGAGCCGCCGCGUUCGAAAAUUAUCCGGCAGUCUGCUGCCCCUCCGGCCCGAUCCGGAGAGCCUGAGAUCGUCUAUGAACGAGCUCCGCCUCGAAGACCACAGGGGAUGGAAACAUAUGAAGAAGGAGGGGCAGUCUAUCGGAGAAGGUCACCGUCGUAUAUGCCUAGACGGGUCGUUACACAACCUGAAUACAUCUCGCAAGAUUAUAGGGAUCAGCGCACACAUGAGCAUUCGACUCGUACGCUGGGUCCCUCAGGCGAAUUUAUUGAGGUAAUGGCACCUCCUGAACGACGCCGCAUGGAAGACGGGGCAAGGGAAUAUAUUACAAGGCCGACCAGCGUCCGACCAAUGGAGCCUAUCCGAUAUGAAGUUGCCCGGGACUACGGGCAAGUGCAGAGUGUGCGACCCGAGCCGCCCGUACGUCAAUAUGCAACAAGUGUUCACCCGGAAAACCGCCGUGAGGCUGCACAGCCUUAUGGGCGGGAAUACGGUGCCUUGACUGCAGAGCAAGGUGGUGUAAGACAAGAGUACAGCACGCGGCCGGUGGAGCGGUACUACAACCAGCCGAUGAGAGGAGGGGAGGAGAUUGCAUUCAUUGAGCGACCGCGAGGAGCAACACAGGAGAUUGUCUAUGCAGAUGAUGCAAGGAGAGAAGUAUAUCGCUAA